CACAGAGCACUGGUAUUUCUGUAAAGGCUUUUUGAACGCUAUUAUUGGAAAUAUUUUGUUCGCAGGAUUUUGAUCUUUUCAUGCUUCCACGUUAAGAUAUGGUGCUAUAUUAAUAUCCAUUUUUACAAGAAAGGAGACCAAAAGGAAGAAGAAAUGAAAUUUUCAGCUACCUACUUAGAGAAGGAUUAUAUUUCGAGAAAAUAUUCUGAUUGACUGGCAAUUUAUUAUCACUUUGAUAGCUCUACUCGGAGAAUGGCAUUUUACCGAUUUGUACACAGAAAAUAUUACUAAAUAAAGAGUGACUUAUUUUCAAUUUAUUUUCUUUGACAACAAGAAGGCCCCUUGACAUGAAAUUAGCGUUGAUUGGCAAAAGUCUAGAAGCAGUAUAAGCUGGAUCAAGAUGACAUUGAAACGGACAAUCAAUUUGUUGAUUGCGUCUCAAGAGGAAACAACAUGGAAGUAUUUAAUAAGAAAUACAAACGGAAUGUAUUAAAUGAGUUUUGAAUCGACAGGAGAAGUAAAUGCAAUAUUUAGAUAUUUCAAAUUCAGUAAUUUAAAAACUUGCAUCAUUCAUCAGAGUUUGUAAUUUUAUUCUAAUAAACGAAAAAAAUGUCUCAAUAUAUUGAAAACAGGACAAUGAAGAACGAUACAUUAAAUAAUAUUAGUAGGGUAACUCAUGGUGAUGAUGAUACUUCUACGAAUAUUGCAAUAGGGAUAUAUAGUACAAUUUUCAUCCUAGCAGUGAUUGGAAAUGGUCUUGUUAUUUUGACAUUGGUGCAAAAUAAAAGAAUGAGGACAGUGACUAACGUAUUCCUGUUGAACUUAGCAAUCAGUGACCUUCUCCUUGCAGUUUUCUGUAUGCCUUUCACUCUCGUACCAAUUAUGAUUAGAAACUUUAUAUUCGGACCAUUUAUGUGCAUAACCAUACGAUACGCACAAGGUGUGUCAGUUGGUGCAAGCUGUUUUACACUUGUUGCCAUAUCGCUGGAGCGUUAUUUUGCAAUUUGCCGACCGCUUCGUUCACGACAAUGGCAGACUUUAUCCCAUGCCUAUAAAAUAAUUGCAGUUUGCUGGGUAUUUGCAUUGAUUAUAGUUAUUCCAAUAGCAGUUUCAACUCGAUAUAUUCGCAUCAGACCUGGAUUGAAUGCAUGUCGGGAAGACUGGGCAAAUGAGGACUUAGAAAAGGCAUAUACAGUAUUCCUUGAUGUAAUACUUCUAUUUAUACCACUUUGUUUAAUGACUGGUGCUUAUACAAAGAUUAUGGCUACGCUUUGUGCUGGAAUCAGCAUGGAUGACCCUGCUGAAUGUAGCAAAGGAUAUAGCAAUGGUGGUGUUUCAAAAUCGUCCUUAAUGGUGACAUUGAAAUACAGAGGUUCUACGCGAACAAGCUUAUUAAAGAACGAAAAUGCUCAAAACUUUAGUAGAAAUGGUGAAAGGAAUUAUCUUGCUAUACAAAUGAAGGAAAUUAGUCCAUGUAGUAGUGAGGAAUCAACACCCAAAAGAACAAAAUUGGAUCAAACGCGAAUUAUACGACAAUCUAAUCAAGAAAAAAGCCGGGAAGCAAAACUACGUGUAGUCAGGAUGUUAUUUGUCCUGGUGAUUGAGUUUUUUGUCUGCUGGUCUCCUUUAUACACUGUGCAAACCUGGAAAAGUUUUCACCAUGAAAGUAUCAGAGACAAUAUAUCUAGUUUUGUAUGGUCAUUUAUGUUUGUCUUAUCCUAUCUGUCAUCAUGCUGUAACCCUAUAACAUAUUGUUUCAUGAACAGACGCUUUCGCCAGUCAUUUAUUGCUGCUUUUAAGCGUUGCAUAUGCUGUAAACAAAAGUCGAGAGGUUAUUUAUAUAACACAAACUACACAAGCACAAGACGAUUGACGUGGGCGGAUACACAAAAGGUUGAGGAGACUGAAUUAAGUUCAAACGACAAAUCUAAGUCCUAAGUCGUAGAUACCAAACUAUUUUGUCAUAUUUACGUUUAUCUUAGUGAAAUAAUGACUUACGUUUAAAAUGAUACUAUAUAAAUGUGUAAACAAUCUUGAUAUAAUUGUGUAUUAAAAUACUAGUAAUGCAGCAAGCCUGGCUAUCACAUACUGUCAUUAUGCUAUCAAAUUAUGCUAUCAAAACUCAUGUAUAUAUUUCUUUAAAUAAGUGCUAAACCUAAAGCACUAUUGCCAUUUAUACAAGAGCUUGAAUCAACUUUAAUUAUUGAUUAAUAAA
Ruditapes philippinarum (Manila clam) is the source of this 2215-nucleotide messenger RNA. RefSeq names its product cholecystokinin receptor-like. Bases 610 to 1938 code for a protein of 442 amino acids. The record is from RefSeq and is a predicted model, not a curated record. The transcript has 4 exons. Lineage: Eukaryota; Metazoa; Mollusca; Bivalvia; Venerida; Veneridae. Gene Ontology annotation, molecular function: neuropeptide receptor activity. Gene Ontology annotation, biological process: neuropeptide signaling pathway. Gene Ontology annotation, cellular component: membrane.